Messenger RNA from Colius striatus (speckled mousebird), 2382 nucleotides. It is a transcript of the gene MAP3K7CL, whose product is annotated as MAP3K7 C-terminal like. Bases 153 to 578 code for a protein of 141 amino acids. The record is from RefSeq and is a predicted model, not a curated record. Lineage: Eukaryota; Metazoa; Chordata; Aves; Coliiformes; Coliidae. Gene Ontology annotation, cellular component: cytosol; nucleus. The transcript is spliced from 5 exons.
UGGUGGUCUCAGAAGAAAGAACGAGGACUCAACAAGGUCCUGAUCUGGGAAUCAAACCCAUGCAGACAGACCUCUACACCUGCAUAGAGUUCCACUGAAGAAUCACCACCAAGCUGGAACAAACAAGUAAAAACAUUGACUCAAGUGCCCACAUGAUCACCACCGCCAGGGUACCUGCUGAUAAGCAAGUACGAAUUGCCUUCAGCCUGAAUGACUCCCCAGAUGAUGCUUCCUCUGAAAACUUCCCUUUGGCAUUUCCAGAACUAGAUCAGCAGCUGCAGCCUUUGCCUCCUUGUCAUGACUCUAAGGAAUCUAUGCAAGUGUACAAACAGCACUGCAAAAUAGCAGAAGAGUAUCAUGAGGUCAAGAAAGAAAUUGCUCUGCUGGAAGAAAGAAAAAAGGAGCUGAUUGCCAGGCUGGAACAAGUGGAAAAGGAAAGCAUGGAUGCUGCUCAGCUGGCUAAGGAAUACGCAGAACUGACAGAGGAGAACCGAACACUGAAGCUGGCCCAGACACAGUGUGUAGAGCAACUGGAAAAGCUCAGAAUACAGUACCAAAAAAGACAGGGGUCUUCAUAACUCUCAGCUAGCUUAUGUAAGGCAGUUAACACAGGUCCUGGGCUGAAAAGAGAUUUUAAAAUAAAGGUCUGUUUAAUAUGUUAUAAUACUUGACUACAGAUACAGAGUAUGUAGAAGUCUAUAUUUGAUUUAAUGCUUGCCAGCCAGUAGCUUAAUAUAAUGGAUAUUUCAUCCAUUAUAUAAUGGAUAUUUUAUUUCAAGCAACAUAAUUGAAGUUAAUCUAUCCCCAUUAUAUGUUCUGGUAGAUCAGGUUUCUUUUCUAAACAUAUUUCUUCCAAUUUAAGAAGAUAUGGACACACUAGAAAAUGAUAUAAAUAGUCUCUGUGUUGGGAAUUUGGACCAUACUAAGGCAUACAGCAGGGACAAUGUUAAUAUAUGGAAUACAUGUAUGUUAAUUAUAGUUUGGUGAAGAUUUUUUUAAAUUAUUUUCCUCAUGCCUAAAGUGGUUGGAAGUUAUCUUAAAGCAGAUCUCCUCAUUGGUAAAAACUACACUUAAUUGUCCCAUGUCAACUUUAAAUUUUUGUAUAAAAUGUGAGAAAUUGCACAUUAAAAAUCAAAGUAGUAUAUUUAUUUCUUAUCAAACAAAUGUGCUGCCAGUAAUACUUUGCAAGUAAUGAAAUUAAAAGGAAACAGAUGAGAUCAAAGUUGCCUUCUUCAAGCAUAAAGACAACUUGAGAGUCUUUUUAUUGUAUCUUCUGGCAAGAAAUUAAAAGUUAAUUUCUGAAUACUACUAUCAUAGCUUUAACUGAGAAUAUGUCAGAAAAAGUACUGUGAGGAUAUUUUGUUCUUAUUUUCCAAUCUGUUUUGAAACAUAAGUGGCUGUAAGUAGGGACAGGAGUUCCAUGAUACGCAAAUAACCGAGAAGUAAAAUGUUAGUUUUACUUGCUCUAUUUAUCCCUGUAUUUUCCUAGAUCAACCAAAAAUUCUUUGUUAUACUUCCAUUUCUAUUCAUACAGUAUUUUUUUCAUUAAAAGUGGAUAUAGAAAAGCCAUUUCGUUUUCCGAAUGUCCAUAAAUCGCCCUGUAUUUUUAACUCUGCCUGACAGAGGCAGCUAGAUACAUCUUCAUGAGGCUGGAAUUAAACUUGAUGCAUCAUUAGUAUUGAAAUGUGUCUUAAUAAUUGAAAACUAUGAACUGGAGAUUUCCAACAGAACUUUAGCUUUGAUUAAGGUCACUAAUCUAUUAUAAAAAUGGGAUUUUAUGUUAAUUGGAACAAUUCCUGGGGAAGUCUUCUGGCACUACAUUGUUGCCCAGCAACUUCAGCAGCAAAAGGAACAGAAAAAUACAAGCUGACUGUUAUUGCUCCAUCCUACCUACAGUAUUCCCUGCAGCAUAGGGGUGAAAAUAGGCUCUACAUUGUGACAGACACCUGAUGUUGCAGCAGGAGGAUAUGAGGAGGUAGCAGGAGAGGUCUGCCUUGUCCCCACUUCUCCUGAACCAUCAGUGCAAGGGCAGCAUACUCACCCAGCACUGCCUUACUCUGACCAGUGCAAAGGGAAAUCACUGCUCUGAGGCUCGUGCUUUCUGCUGAGUUGCUCCAUGGGCAAUAUGACACUGUAUUUAUUCUUCUUUCAUUGUUAUCUGAGGGUCUGGUUUUCACAGUAUCUUAUGAAAAUGGAAGAGAAAAAAUCAAUAAUGCUUAAAAACCACUUGGAAUGUCAAGCUUCAUAAUACUGAACAAGCUCUGUCUGAGUUUUGCACUUAUGGGAAACAUACCCUGUAUAGACUUCAAGGCUUUGAGCACAGGACACUGCAGAAUCUAGGAUGUAUUAUUUUUGUCUCCAUUAAAGUGUUUUGAAUAAGAA